AUGCCCACACUGCUCUCACGGGGUACACUCAAGCCAUCAAUCCCCGCUUAUGCCUCUGCGCUUUCAGCUUGGAAGAUCAUUCGAAACCUUCCACAAAGACUUCCCAUACUGGUCUCGAAGUUCGAUCAAAACGAGAUUGGCGUCCUCUCAGCGCGUGUAACUAUUGACAGCCAGAGAAGUCUGCUGCACAGUUUCUUGCGCGAACCGGACGAAGUUCGGUUCGCUGAGCCUCUGGGAGUAUCUCUCCAUGCUCUGAAGAAGAUCCGGCGCGGUGUCACGAUUUCUCUUGAACAGCUCGACCAGAUCGAGUGCUGCCUGUUGACCCUUCUCAAGCUGAUCAGUCGGGUGGUACUUAUCCUGACGAGUCUCGGCGAGAUAUCGCCACUGAUCUUCGACAUUUCUUGGGCGCAGACUGAGUAUCGAUGCACGGGAAUUGCUGGCUUCCGUCGCCGCCAGCCUUUUGGUCCCCCUCAAAGACUCCGGACUGCCCGGACAUUCCAUCCGUUUUGGGAAUUGUGGAACCUCCGAGCGUGGUCGCCGAGAGCUGUUGCUGGCCGUCCAUUGAUACUUUCAGGCGUGUUGAUUCAGGUUGCUAUUUGUUUCAACGGCAAGUUAUCUAGAUUUAGUAUCACCUCUACCGUUCCGAGCAUGGGGACCAUUGCUGCUCUAUAUAUCGAUAUGAUCGCAAAGGUGGUCACAUGUCCCGAUCAAGAAGCCUACUGUACUAGAGCCAAGGAGCCAGCUAACGUUGCAUCUGCUAGAUAUUGUCAGCUCGUACUAGGAGCUAGCAGCCGCUUCGUCUGUCAAGCGGUUCUUGUGUUCAGUCCUGACAAUGGCCCGCUUCGCAAUGCCGUUCUCGUAACACACUUUGUGAACGGGCUGACACCCCCUGGCGUCUGA
Filobasidium floriforme is the source of this 900-nucleotide messenger RNA. RefSeq lists its product as uncharacterized. Lineage: Eukaryota; Fungi; Basidiomycota; Tremellomycetes; Filobasidiales; Filobasidiaceae. The coding region runs from base 1 to 900 and encodes 299 amino acids. The record is from RefSeq and is a predicted model, not a curated record. The transcript has 4 exons.